Molecule: messenger RNA, 5473 nt
Organism: Polypterus senegalus (gray bichir)
Lineage: Eukaryota; Metazoa; Chordata; Cladistia; Polypteriformes; Polypteridae
Product: oocyte zinc finger protein XlCOF6-like
Exons: 4
Coding region: 1389-3932 (847 amino acids)
Biological process (GO): regulation of transcription by RNA polymerase II
Cellular component (GO): nucleus
Molecular function (GO): DNA-binding transcription activator activity, RNA polymerase II-specific; RNA polymerase II cis-regulatory region sequence-specific DNA binding
Source: RefSeq, a predicted model, not a curated record
AAAAGUAAAGAAUCUGUGCAGAGAGGUGACAUUUUAUUAAAGCUUAUUUGAAAGAAGUGGAAUCACAAAAUCUUAACAAAUGCACAAGAGGAGAAAUUGUAGAAUCAAAUGAUGACACCUGAAGAUCUACUGUGGCUAAUGACAAACUCAAAAUUCUGGCAGAAGCUUAAAAUAUAACAGAAAUACAAAAAGGGGUACAGAAUAGGAUAUACAAAGACAGUCUAAUAAGCAUUCUUUAGAAUAUUAAGGGAGAGCACCCUGGAAAUAACUAUCACCUGACAAAAAAGAAACAAGCACUUUGGAGUAACGUAUAGGAAGAGGUCCAAAAACAAAAGGAAGUGAUGUAGAUGAGCGAACUACCAAUGGAAACAGAAAACACACACAGUAAAUGAAGUUAAAAGAAAAAUGUCAGUUCAACAGAAAUUGUCAAGAAAUUUCAUAAACUCCCAAUGGCUUAAUAGGAGGAGCAAAUAGAAUUUGAAAAACCAACUGAGGGUCACCCCAUCUCAAAAAAGCUCUAAACCAUACUAAACGAGAACAACCCAAAGAGGGGAAAAUGACACCAUAAGAGGACUAAGGGGUCCAAGAAAUUUAAGAGCAGCCCCAGGACUUGUGUAUAGAAGAGGAAACGACCAAAAAUGAAAUGAAACCAUACCACAUGAAGUACUACAAAUACAUCUGAUAAGCUAUACCUGAGAGAAAACAACACUAACCACAUAUAAUGGACCUGAGUUAAGAGAAAACAGGAUCUGGCAUUGUGCGUCACAACAAAUCAACUCUGAAGUAACAGUACAAAACAAAAUCAAAGUAAGGAAAUAUCAACACAAUUAGACACCACCCUGGUGAAACAAACUGUAAAGAAUCUAUGCAGAGAGGUGACAUUAAUUAAAGCUUAUUUGAAAGAAGUGGAAUUACAAAAUCUUAACAAAAGUACAAUAGCAGUAAUCCUAGAAUCACAUGAUGACACCCGAAGAUCUACAAUGGCUAACGACAAACUCUGAAUUCUGGCAGAAGCUUAAAAGUUAAGAGAAACACAAAAAAGGGUACAGAAUAGGAUUUGCAAAGACAAUCUGGAAAAGUUCCGUAGAAUGAUGAGGAGGGGGCACCCUGGCAAUAACUUCACCACCUGACACAAAAGAAACAAACACUUUGGAGUAACGUAUAGGAAGAGGUCCAGGAACACAAAGAAGCAACAUAGAUGAGCGAACUACCAAUGGAAACAGAAAAUGGAGUGUUCCUGGUGCUCUUUCCAGCUUGGUAUUCCUCAUAGCAACGUGUCAUGUGACGUCAUCAAAGGCGCCGGAACUGCAGUCGGCGUGCGGAAGGUGACGGCGGGGAGUUUUGAGAAGUGAACGACGACCAGAAGUGAAAGAUAAUAGAAGCGCUUUAUGCCGAGUGAGUCCUCCUUGAAAAGUAUCACAUCAUCCAGAGUCCGAAGCCAGGAAGAGGCAGCUGCCAUUUACUGUAAUGCUAAGAUGAAUGUGAAAGAGGAGCCGUGCGAGACUGACAUAAAUACCAUGGAGCUAGCAACUGUAAAUACUAAGGAGGAGGACUGUAAAUGUGAGCCUAAACAGGGCAGCCUCUGCAUUAAAGAUGAAGAUCGUGAAGUGGCAACUGCAGGCAUUAAAGAAGAGGCUAUUGAGACAUCCAAGUAUGAAAUUAUGGGGCCUGGUGAGGAAGAUCACCUUCAUUCAGAGUUGACCCUUCACCAUGAGUGUCAAGAGGAAGCCGUGGCUGUGAUAAUGUCUUGUCACAGCAGAGGUCAUUCAUCUGUGAGUCCAUCUAUCAAACAGAGUCCUGAAUCAUUACAUUCUGACACCGUAAGGGCAAAAGAGGAAUUUUCAUCUAGUUUAACGCGGGACACUCAACCAUCACCUUCAAAACAGUCUGGAGGAAGAGACAAACCUCAUUGCUGUCCUGAAUGUGGCAUGCGAUUUUAUAGUUUAAGAAAUCUUCAUUGUCACACAAGAAUUCACACUGGAGAGAAGCCAUUUUGCUGUUUGGACUGUGGCAAACGGUUCUCAAAGAUCGUCACCCUUGAGACCCACAUAAGAAUUCACAGUGGAAAAAAGCCAUAUUCUUCUUCAGAUUGUGAAAAGCAAUUCUCAGACAGGAGCCGUUUUCAGAGACACAGAAAAAAUCACACUGGAAAGAAAUUAAUCCCAAAGGAGAAACGUUUCUGCUGUUCGGAAUGUGGCAAACUAUUUUCACAACUAAGACAUCUUCAUAUUCACACAAGAAUUCAUACUGGGGAGAAACCAUUUAAGUGUAAUGAAUGUGGAAAGCAAUUUACACAAAUGAGCGGUCUUCAGGUCCACAAGCAAAGUCACAGUGAAGAAAAGCCAUACGGCUGUAAUGAAUGUGGUAAGCAGUUCCCUUACAAGAGCAGUCUUCGGACCCACUUAAAAAUUCAUUUAGGUGAGAAACCACAUUGCUGUUCUACUUGUGGUAAACGGUUCUCCCAAAUUUCCACUCUUCAGACCCACACACGACUUCAUACUGGAGAAAAGCCAUAUUCCUGCUCUGAGUGUGGGAAAAGAUUCUCUGACAGCAGCUGUUUUCGGAAACACAAAAGAAUUCACAUGAGAGAGAAAUGUUACUGCUGUUUGGAAUGUGGCAAACAAUUCUAUGACAAAAGUAGUCUUCAAAGACACUCUAGAAUUCACAAUGGAGAAAAGCUACAUAGUUGUCAGGAGUGUGGAAAACAGUUUGUACAAUUAAGGAGUCUAGAGAAUCACACAAGAACUCACACAGGAGAAAGGCCAUAUUGCUGUUCAGAAUGUGGCAAACUAUUUUCACAGCUAAGCCACCUGCAGAAUCACACAAGAAUUCAUACUGGGGAGAAACCAUUUAGCUGUAAUGAAUGUGGCAAGCAAUUUACACAAAUUAGCGGUCUUCAGAUCCACAAGCAAAGUCACAGUGAAGAAAAGCCAUACGGCUGUAAUGAAUGUGGUAAGCAGUUCCCUUACAAGAGCAGUCUUCGCAACCACAUAAAAAUUCAUUUAGGUGAGAAACCUCAUUGCUGUUCUAUUUGUGGUAAACGGUUCUCCCAAAUUUACACUCUUCAGACUCACAUAAGAGUUCAUACUGGAGAAAAGCCAUAUUCCUGCUCUGAGUGUGGGAAAAGAUUCUCUGACAGCAGCUGUUUUCGGAGACACAGAAAAAUUCACACGAGAGUGAAAUGUUACUGCUGUUCGGAAUGUAGCAAACAAUUCUAUGACAAAAGUAGUCUUCAAAGACACUCUAGAAUUCACAAUGGAGAAAAGCUACAUAGUUGUCAGGAGUGUGGAAAACAGUUUGUACAAUUAAGGAGUCUAGAGAAGCACACAAGAACUCACAUGGGAGAAAAGCCAUAUUGCUGUUCAGACUGUGGCAAACUAUUUUCAAAACUAAGAUACCUUCAGAUUCACACAAGAAUUCAUACUGGGGAGAAACCAUUUAAGUGUAAUGAAUGUGGAAAGCAAUUUACACAAAUGAGCGGUCUUCAGAUCCACAAGCAAAGUCACAGUGAAGAAAAGCCAUACGGCUGUAAUGAAUGUGGUAAGCAGUUCCCUUACAAGAGCAGUCUUCGGACCCACUUAAAAAUUCAUUUAGGUGAGAAACCUCAUUGCUGUUCUACUUGUGGUAAACGGUUCUCCCAAAUUUCCACUCUUCGGACCCACAUAAGAGUUCAUACUGGAGAAAAGCCAUAUUCCUGCUCUGAGUGUGGGAAAAGAUUCUCUGACAGCAGCAGUUUUCGUAAACACAAAAGAAUUCACACGGGAGAGAAAUGUUACUGCUGUUCGGAAUGUGGUAAGCAGUUUACACAAAGGGUCACUCUUAAGACCCACAUUAGAAUUCACACUGGUGAGAAGACAUAUUCUUGUUCUGAAUAUGGGAAACAAUUCUCCGACAGCAGUCAUCUUCGGGGACACAAAAGAAUUCACCAUUAAGAGAAGCCCAGAAGGAGUAGGUUAGAGGGCGAAGAAGGGAGGAAGGACUCCAAAGUAACUCUCCUAAUUCCAGGUCUAGAUUAGUACCUCUACAGGAUAGGCUUCAUUGUGUGAGAUCACUACCAAAUCUUAUCAUAAUAUGAGUCUGCUUUCACCAUGUGAAAAGGGUCCAUCAUAUUAGCUAGCUGCAGGAUAGAAAGAUGUCCACACUCUGCCUCUACACUAAAGUAGGUUAUGGUGUUUGUGAUAGUGUAAAAUCUAAUUUGAUGUCAGUCUGGAUGGGUAGUUUUCUAGUCCAAAAAUAAUCAAAUAAAAAGAAAAUAAGUCAAUAAAAAUUAGAAUCAUCUUUUUCUGUUUGGUGGCAAAUACAUGAUCAAAAUGCAAGACCCAGUAGAUGUGAGAAUAGAAAGGGACAAGACUUGGGAGGAUGAGACGAAAAGGGACAUUACAUAGUUCAGUAAUUAAUCUACAAUCAAGGUGAUUAUCAUUAAGAAGUGAAAUAACCUCAAAAGUUACAGAUUUUCAUAUAGUACCAUCUUUUAAGAGAGAAGUUAUGGCGGAAGGAAUGGAGAUACAGCAGACUGAAAGUUACAAAAAACAUUGAAUUUAACAGACAUUUCAUAAGAAGCUCUACCCCAGUGGCUUAAGAAGAGGAGCAAUCAGGAAUGUAAAAAUCAACUGAGAGUCACCCUGACCCAAAAAGGAAUAAACCAACUGAAGAGAAUGACACCAUAAGAGGACUUAAGGGGUCCAGGAAGUUUAAGAGCAGCCCCAGGACUUAUGUAUAGAAGAGGAAAUGACCAACAAUAAAAUGAAACCAUACCACAUGAAGUACUACAAAUAAAUGUAAUAAGCUAUAACUGAGAGAAAGCAACACUAACCACAUAUAAUGGACUUGAUUUCAUAGAAAACAGGAUCUGGUAUUGUGCAUCACAACGCAUGAAAUCUAAAGUAACAGGACAGAAGAAAAUCAAAGUAAGGAAAUAUCAACACAAUUAGACACCACCCUGGUGAAACAAGCCGUGAAGAAAAGUAAAGAAUCUAUGCAGAGAGGUGACAUUUAUUAAAGCUUAUUUGAAAGAAGUGGAAUCACAAAAUCUUAACAAAUGUACAAGAGCAGAAAUCAUAGAAUCACAUGAUGACACCUGAAGAUCUACAGUAGCUAACGACAAACUCAAAAUUCUGGCGGAAGCUUAAAAGUUAAGAGAAACAAAUAAAGGGGUACAGAAUAGGAUUUGCAAAGACAGUCUGAUAAGCGUUCUUUAGAAUGUUAAGGGAGAGCACCCUGGAAAUAACUUCAUCACCUGACAAAAAAGAAACAAACACUUUGGAGUAACGUAUAGGAAGAGGUCAAAAAAAUACAAAGAAGCAACGUAGAUGAGCAAACUACCAAUGUAAGCAGAAAACGCAUACAGUAAAUGACAGAAGAUGGAGUGUUCCUGGUGCUUUUUCCAGGUUUGUGUUUUUGAUUUGAUUUUGGACUUCUUGGCUUUGUGUUACAGGUUACUUCUGAGGAUUUCAGGCAACAAUCUGUUUUGAUA